Messenger RNA from Knipowitschia caucasica, 594 nucleotides. Lineage: Eukaryota; Metazoa; Chordata; Actinopteri; Gobiiformes; Gobiidae. The record is from the annotation of a GenBank genome assembly.
AUGACUCCCCCAUCCUACCCCCUGCCCUCAGAGCGACCCGCUGAUAACUUCCUGGCCUCUCGUCCCGCCGAGUCCAUCCUCCAGGACGUCUAUGGUUUGAACCUGGGUCGUGCUCCACAUCCAAACUUACCCAGUCCUUCUCAGGACGCCCCAGCUCCAGGUGUUCCCCCAAAACCUCCGGGCGCCAUCGUGGACCGGCUCCGGAAGCUGGGGUUCCAGAAGGUUCUGCAGAGCAAUUCCAGACCUGACUCCACCUUUGUGUCGACGGGAGGCGGGAGUUUACUGGACGGACUGAGGAGAAACCAGAGCCUCCCGGCACUCAUCGGAGCCAAAGGAAAAUCUUCAUCGACUCAUCCACAACCGCCCACCUCCCUCGCCAUCGCUGCCCCGCCCACCUCCCUCGCCAUCGCUGCCCCGCCCACCUCCCUCGCCAUCGCUGCCCCGCCCACCUCCCUCGCCAUCGCUGCCCCGCCCACCUCCCUCGCCAUCGCUGCCCCGCCCACCUCCCUCGCCAUCGCUGCCCCGCCCUGGGGCAACCUGAAGGACCAGAGGCAGCCUCUUGUGGCUCCACCUGUUCCCACAACCAAGUCCUGA